AUGGCCCCCGUCAAGCCGCAGAAGUCGAAAUCGGGCUCCACGAGCUCGAGCGCCAAGGGCGCAAAGCCCUCGAAGCACUCGAAGUCCAAAACCCACACUUCGAUCGGUACUGCGAAAGUCGAUCCGAAAAAGAAGAAGAAGCGAACCUACACUGAGGAGGAGCUGGGCAUUCCCAAGUUGAACAUGAUAACUCCGGUCGGCGUUCAGAAGCCCAAGGGCAAGAAGAAGGGCAAGGUUUUUGUGGAUGAUCAGGAGGGUAUGAUGACUAUUCUCGCCAUGGUCAACGCCGAGCAGGAGGGUCAGAUCGAGUCCAAGAUGAUGAAGGCAAGGCAAAUGGAGGAGAUUCGCGAGGCAAGGAAGAAGGAAGCAGAAGCCCGCCUGGAUAAGAAGCGCGAAAAAUUCGAGGAGACCAAGGACUCUCUGCGCAAGAAGCACAAACCCAAGGCUGGCUCUGCGCCUGAGAAAAAUGAAGAAGCCAAAUCUACAAAGUCUACUAGGCCCAACAAGAAGAGAGUGUCUUUCGGCUGA
This is a messenger RNA of Lasiodiplodia theobromae, 528 nucleotides long. Its product is annotated as 60S ribosomal subunit assembly/export protein loc1. Gene Ontology annotation, molecular function: mRNA binding. The transcript is spliced from 3 exons. Gene Ontology annotation, cellular component: nucleolus; preribosome, large subunit precursor. Gene Ontology annotation, biological process: intracellular mRNA localization; ribosomal large subunit biogenesis. The record is from RefSeq and is a predicted model, not a curated record. Lineage: Eukaryota; Fungi; Ascomycota; Dothideomycetes; Botryosphaeriales; Botryosphaeriaceae. Bases 1 to 528 code for a protein of 175 amino acids.